Messenger RNA from Humulus lupulus (European hop), 597 nucleotides. RefSeq lists its product as uncharacterized. The transcript has a single exon. The coding region runs from base 1 to 597 and encodes 198 amino acids. The record is from RefSeq and is a predicted model, not a curated record. NCBI's taxonomy places the organism in Eukaryota, Viridiplantae, Streptophyta, Magnoliopsida, Rosales, Cannabaceae.
AUGUCUAGCUCAAACCAUGUUACUGCUUUACUUGCAAAUGAGAAACUUACUGGUGAUAAUUUUAUGAAAUGGAAAUCAAACAUGAACAUUGUGUUGAUUUUUGAGAACUACAAGUUUUUCUUUACUGAGGAAUGUCCUGAGGUCCAUGUUGUCACUACUCCCAAAAUUGCUUGGGAGAACUAUGAUGCUUGGAUUAUGUCCAAAAAUAAGGCUAAAUGCUACAUGCUUGCUAGUAUGUGGGAUGUACUCAGAAAGAAUCUUGAAGACAUGGAAACUACAUAUGAGAUAUGGGAGUCUCUUCAAGCCAUGUUUGGACUGUUGUCCGAUCAAUGCAGACAUGAGGAUACUAGAGCCUAUAUGAACAUGAGAAUGAAGAAAGGAGUUUCUGUUAGAGAACAUGUUUUAAACAUGAUCAAUACCAUGCAUGAUGUAGAAGUUCAUGGAGCAACUAUUGAUGAGAGAACUCAAGUUAGCCUGAUACUUGAAUCACUCACACUAGCUUUUUCCACAUUAACUACCAGCUAUGUUAUGAACAAGUUGGAGUAUAAUAUGACUCAACUGUUAAAUGAGUUGCAGACUUCUAAAAUCACUCAAUAA